This is a messenger RNA of Ascochyta rabiei, 2679 nucleotides long. Its product is annotated as RNA helicase. The coding region runs from base 1 to 2679 and encodes 892 amino acids. The transcript has 3 exons. The record is from RefSeq and is a predicted model, not a curated record. Gene Ontology annotation, cellular component: nucleus. NCBI's taxonomy places the organism in Eukaryota, Fungi, Ascomycota, Dothideomycetes, Pleosporales, Didymellaceae. Gene Ontology annotation, molecular function: ATP binding; RNA binding; RNA helicase activity.
AUGGCUCCUCGUGCAGCCUCGCCGGCGCUCUCUGAAAACGAUUUCGACAUCUUCGACAACCUCGCCGGUUCCGACACAGAAGAGCAAGGAAACAACUCGGGCGCAAAUCUUGGAUUUGACCUGGAAGUUGGCAGUGAUGGAGGCUCCGACGAUGAGGCGUUCAUCGCGGCCAAGCAGGCUGCCUCGAAUCGCAAGGCUGCAAAUGUGAAGGGCACGGGCAAGAAGGGCGGCGGUUUCCAGGCCAUGGGCUUGAAUGCGCUGCUUUUGAAAGCGAUUGCGCAGAAGGGUUUCAAGAUGGCGACUCCGAUCCAGCGCAAGGCGAUCCCACUCCUCCUCCAGGGCGACGACGUCGUGGGCAUGGCAAGAACAGGUUCGGGAAAGACGGCUGCAUUCGUCAUUCCUAUGAUUGAGAAGCUCAAAACGCAUUCCGCGAAAGUCGGCGCACGUGGAAUCAUCAUGUCGCCUUCUCGUGAGCUUGCACUGCAGACUCUGAAGGUCGUCAAGGAGCUGGGCCGUGGCACAGAUCUCAGGACUAUCUUACUCGUUGGCGGUGACAGUCUGGAAGAACAGUUCAGUUCUAUGACCACGAACCCGGAUAUCAUCAUUGCCACACCUGGUCGUUUCCUUCAUCUCAAAGUCGAGAUGGGCCUGGACCUAUCCUCCGUUCGAUACAUUUGCUUUGACGAAGCCGACCGCUUGUUCGAGAUGGGUUUUGCCUCACAGUUGGCCGAGAUCCUUCACGCACUACCAACAUCAAGACAGACACUGUUGUUCAGUGCCACUCUCCCUAAGUCGCUUGUGGAAUUCGCACGAGCAGGUCUGCAAGAACCUAAGCUCAUUCGACUUGAUGCUGAGAGCAAGAUCUCACCAGACCUCAAAAGCGCAUACUUUACGAUCAAAUCUGGAGAUCGAGAUGGAGCACUGCUGUACCUAUUGGAGCAGGUUAUCAAAGUCCCAGCGGGCGAAACCGAGGCGUCGAAGGCGCGCAAGCAGGAGGGCAGCCUGAGUGUUGGUGCGAAGCGCAAACGCAAACAGUUCACCGCGAAAGACGUCGCCGUGGCCGAGUCUACAAUCAUCUUCGCCGCCACAAAGCAUCGGGUCGAGUAUCUCUCUGAGCUUCUGAAGUCUCUUGGCUACCCAGUGUCGUAUUUAUACGGUAACCUGGACCAGACCGCACGAAAGGCGCACGUCGAAGAGUUUCGCUCCGGUCUUACUCGUAUUCUUGUGGUCACCGAUGUUGCAGCCCGUGGUGUGGAUAUGCCUCACAUCAAUCACGUCAUUAACUACGACUUUCCCUCGCAACCGAAGAUCUGCGUGCACAGAGUCGGACGAACUGCUCGUGCCGGACGGAAGGGCUGGGCGUACAGUCUCAUAAGACAUGUCGAUCUCCCUUAUUUGUUGGAUCUUCAGCUGUUCCUCGGUCAACGAUUACUGGUCGGAAGAUCCACCGAGGACGCCAACUUCGCCGAAGACUUUGUCGUUGGAAGUCUAGCCCCUUAUCAGUUGGAGGGCUCUGUUGAGGUUGUAAACAAGCAGCUGUCCGACGAUGAAGACUUGGCGUUGCUACAGAGUGUAGCGGAUAAGGGUGAGCGACAGUACCAGAGGACACGCAAUCAAGCUAGCGCACCGAGCGUUCACCGAACCAAGGAAUUGCUUGCAAAUCCCCAUUUUGCGGACACACACGUUUUGUUCAAGGACGAGGUCCAUGAUGCACUGCAGGAGAAAGAGAAGAUGUUGCAGAGGAUCCAGGGUUUCAGGCCUGCGGAAACCGUCUUCGAGAUUGGAAGACGUGGAACGCAGAGCGAAACCGCUGAGAUCAUGCGCAGGAGAAGAGUGCAGGUUGAAAGGCAGCAGCAGAAGCAGAGAGCUAAUGCAAUUGCUAAUAACGCGCCUGUGGCUGGUCUUGCAACUGCCGGCGAGUCCGAGAAGAUGGAAGUCGACCCAGAAGAUGAUGAUGACGACGAGCCGGCUGACAACGGUGCGUACGACUCUGAUUCUGAUGAGCUCGAGGUGUCCGUAUCGAUGCCUACUUCGAAGAAACCUGCGAACGACGACUUCCGAGAAGGGGAAUUUUUCAUGUCGUACCUGCCAAAGGAGAACUACGCAGAAGAAAAAGCAUACGGUGUCAGUGGCGGAGAUGCUGGCAACAACUUUGUGUCAGCUGCAAGAUCAGCAGAAAUGUCGCUCGUCAACGACGAAAUCCAGGGCUUCGCAGAUGCGAGCAAAGCGCGUAUGAGAUGGGACAAGAAGUCCAAGAAAUACGUUGCUCGCGCCAACGACGAAGACGGAUCAAAGGGCGCCAAGAUGAUUCGCGGUGAGAGCGGACAGAAGAUUGCUGCCAGUUUCCGCAGUGGACGCUUCGACGAUUGGCGCAAAGCGAACAAGAUGGGUCGCAUGCCGCGUGUAGGUGAACUGGAAGCUCCAGGCCGUGCGCCCGGAAAGACGCAACACUACAAGCACAAGGCGGAGAAAGCGCCCAAGGAGGCGGACAGGUACCGUGACGACUACGAAGUGCAGAAGAAGAGGGUGCAAGAAGCCAAGGAGAAGCGUGUUGGCAAGUUCAAGGACGGCACAGGCAAGAGCGAACUCAAGGACGUCAACGCCGUGCAAAAGCAGCGCAAAGUCCAAGAGCAGCGUCAAAAGAAGAACGCCAGGCCGGCGAAGAAGCGAAAGUUUUGA